ACGACAACAUGGCGGCCUCCUUGCGUUUGGGUCGUCAAGGGAUAUUAUUUGGCCUUAAAUUAUCUAAUGUUAAUACAUGUUUAUGUGCUCCGCACCCAUGGCAGGAGCAUGUCAGACACUUCUUUCGGUCCCCAUGGAUCCUCGGUGUCAGUCCAGUCCAAGUGCAAAUGCCCGCACUCUCCCCCACCAUGGAGGAGGGAAACAUAGUGAAAUGGUUGAAGAAGGAAGGUGAAGCAGUGGCAGCGGGUGAUGCCCUUUGUGAGAUUGAGACCGACAAGGCUGUUGUCACCCUGGAAUCUAAUGACGAUGGUGUCAUGGCAAAGAUAUUGAUGGAGGAGGGAAGUCGCAACGUGCCCCUUGGCACUCUCAUUGCCCUCAUGGUGGAGGAAGGGCAGGACUGGAAGCAGGUUGAGAUGCCCCCUCCAGAUGCUGCAGCUCCACCUGCAGCUCCACCUGCUCCAGAGGCAGCCGCGGCUCCGGUUGUGCCUCCUGCUGCCCCCUCUCCAGUUACUCCCCCAAAACGGGCCACGUCGGGACCGUUGCGUCUGAGUCCAGCUGCCAGACAUAUCCUGGACACCCAUGGUUUAGAACCUAAACUGGCCACAGCCACAGGACCAAGAGGACUUAUCACCAAGGAGGAUGCAUUGAAUCUCUUGAAGAUAUCUCCCGCCGCCAAAGCAGCUCCAGCCCCCGCUGCCCCGAGUCCGGCCCCCACCCCGGCAGCUGCCCCCCCGCCCCCAGGCAGCAGACCCAACAUCCCUCCUCUCUCUGUACCAGGGAAACCAGGAGCACCGGGCACUUUCACUGAGAUCCCCGCCUCGAAUGUCCGUCGCAUUAUUGCUCAAAGGCUAACGCAAUCGAAGACAACCAUCCCCCAUUCGUAUGCGUCCGUAGACUGUGACAUGGCGGCGGUCAUGAGUCUCCGCAAAGACUUGGCCCGAGAUCAAAUCAAAGUGUCUGUUAAUGAUUUCAUUAUCAAAGCAGCUGCUGUAACACUUAAAGAGAUGCCAGAGGUGAAUGUGACUUGGUCUGGCGAGGGACCCCGCGCGCUUCAUUCAGUCCACAUUUCAAUCGCUGUGGCCACUGACAAAGGCCUCAUUACCCCCAUCAUCAGGGAUGCUGCAAACAAAGGAGUGCAGGAGAUCUCAGCUAACAUCAAGGCUCUGGCCCAGAAGGCUCGAGAUGGGAAACUUCUGCCUGAAGAAUACCAGGGAGGCUCAUUCAGUAUAUCUAACCUGGGGAUGUUCGGUAUCAGUGGCUUCAGCGCCGUGAUCAACCCUCCUCAGGCGUGCAUCCUUGCGGUCGGUACCUCCAGGUCCGAGCUGCGACUGUGCGAGGAUAGCCAGACCCUGCGCACCCAGCAGCUGAUGACAGUCACACUGUCCAGUGACGGAAGAAUGGUGGAUGACGAAUUAGCCUCACGGUUUCUCAAUAAAUUCCGCAGCAACCUAGAAAAACCACAACGCAUGGCCCUAGCCUGAAAUAUAUAUAAAGUGAGAUAGCUGUUUGAAAGGGAUUCUAAGGUCAUAGCAAAAGAAACCUGCAUGACAAAGCCUGUGUCAUGCUCUUAAAAAGCUCAUUCACGAUCAUGCUUGGAUUAAGGCUUACAAAGUAGGCAUGUAUAUAGUGUAAACGUGUGUUGUUGGCUUACUACUGAUUUAAAAUGACCAGGCUUUGUGAUGCAGGAGUUCAAUUUGGAUUUUGCUAAGAGUGGUAGAGGAUUCUUGCCACUGUGCCAAAUAUAAGGGCAGAGGUGGCAUACUGUAAAAGGGGUGGUUUUUCAAUCACACCAGUGUUGUGUAUAUAUGAAGAGGUUAUUCCACUUCAAGUUCUUUUCUUCAGAACCUUUUCAUCUACUUUGUCACUAUUAAUGCACAUGCAAGUGGUUCUGCAACAUAAAAAUAUAUUUAUCAUUGAACAUCUGUAGCAAUUCAGCUUCCGAUAAGGAUAAACCUGAAUGAACCAUUUCCUGCUGUUACAUAAUUCAUGUUCAAGAACUUAAUGAUUGUUCAUAUUAAUACAUGUUAACUUAUUUAAAACAGAUUGUUUGACACUUCUUAAAUUGAAUCUCAAGUCCAUGUGUAUACAAAAUAAAUACAAUCAUUUAGGUUUUGAUUUCCCUUAGAUGCCAAUAAAUCACUUGUUAUUCCUUGA
Molecule: messenger RNA, 2154 nt
Organism: Trematomus bernacchii (emerald rockcod)
Lineage: Eukaryota; Metazoa; Chordata; Actinopteri; Perciformes; Nototheniidae
Gene: pdhx
Product: pyruvate dehydrogenase complex component X
Exons: 11
Coding region: 9-1481 (490 amino acids)
Biological process (GO): pyruvate decarboxylation to acetyl-CoA
Cellular component (GO): mitochondrion; pyruvate dehydrogenase complex
Molecular function (GO): acyltransferase activity
Source: RefSeq, a predicted model, not a curated record